Molecule: messenger RNA, 1190 nt
Organism: Trifolium pratense (red clover)
Lineage: Eukaryota; Viridiplantae; Streptophyta; Magnoliopsida; Fabales; Fabaceae
Product: putative exosome complex component rrp40
Exons: 10
Coding region: 197-919 (240 amino acids)
Biological process (GO): exonucleolytic trimming to generate mature 3'-end of 5.8S rRNA from tricistronic rRNA transcript (SSU-rRNA, 5.8S rRNA, LSU-rRNA); TRAMP-dependent tRNA surveillance pathway; U4 snRNA 3'-end processing
Cellular component (GO): cytoplasmic exosome (RNase complex); nuclear exosome (RNase complex)
Molecular function (GO): RNA binding
Source: RefSeq, a predicted model, not a curated record
AAAGAAAAAAAGAAGCCAACAAAACAAAUAGAAAAGAUCCUCACCAUUACUCACUCUGCCACUCUCGCCGCCUCUUUCCCUCCGUCGCACCGUCCUCUUUUUCGGUUCACAGAGUCGGAGGUAAGGUUCAAAUAGAAAGUUGUUUGGACUUCUAAAAAGUCAUUGAUUCUACAUUCUGCUCUUAUUUUUCAAUUAAAUGGAAAGUAAAUCGUCCGGUUCCGCUACAAAUUUGGUAGAUCAACUAGUGUAUCCUGGAGAUGUGGUUCUUGACCUCUCUAGCAUGACAAACCAGACUAUUAAGCUUGGAGGCGGUCUACGUCAGGACAGUGAUGUGAUUUCUGUAAUGAAGGCUGGCAGGCUUAGGUUCUCUAAGCCUAAUAAAUACUGGGUUGAAAGUUCUCAAAAGAGGUAUGUGCCCCAUGCAGAGGAUUCGGUUCUUGGAAUAGUUGUCGACUCCAGAUCAGAUAACUUUCUUGUGGAUAUAAAAGGACCUGCUAUAGCAUUUCUACCUGUGCUUGCAUUUGAAGGAGGAACAAGAAGAAAUAUACCGAAGUUUGAGGUGGGUGCUUUGCUUUAUGUGCGGGUUGUUAAAGCAAAUCCUGGAAUGAAUCCUGAGCUGUCAUGCACUGAUGCCAGUGGGAAAGCAGGAGAGUUUGGUGCCCUAAAAGAAGGCUAUAUGUUCGAGUGUUCAACUGGUCUCUCAAGGAUGCUUCUCAGCUCUCCCACAUGUCCAGUACUUGAUACUUUAGGGAAGAAACUCUCUUUUGAGAUAGCAGUUGGCUUAAAUGGACGUGUUUGGGUCAAUGCCUCGUCUCCAUCUACAACUAUCAUCGUAGCUAAUGCACUUAUAAACUCAGAGCCAUUGAGUGGUGUCCAACAGAAAAUAAUGGCUGAAAAGCUGCUGCAGAGGGUCCAGUGACCAAGUUAGUUGUCCGUGUAUGAUUUUGAGUUGAAGUUCACUGUGAUACAAAAUCCCGAUGCUUCUGCAGGCGAGCACUGUCUGUGAGACUACAAACCACUAGCUAAGUGCAGAAAUGAUUUUCGGCACCUUGACUGUUUAAUACAAGUUACAUGGAAUUUAGAUAGAAUGAUAUGAUAUGUUCUACAUUUCUAUGAGUUUAAUGUUUCGGUUAUAUUGAUUGUCUCCACAAAAUAUUUGACUGAAGAUCAAUCCUUAUCUUUUUUUUUUU